Messenger RNA from Alligator mississippiensis (American alligator), 1846 nucleotides. RefSeq names its product integrin linked kinase (gene ILK). Gene Ontology annotation, cellular component: stress fiber; focal adhesion. Lineage: Eukaryota; Metazoa; Chordata; Crocodylia; Alligatoridae. The record is from RefSeq and is a predicted model, not a curated record. Gene Ontology annotation, molecular function: protein binding; ATP binding; protein kinase activity. Gene Ontology annotation, biological process: substrate adhesion-dependent cell spreading; cell-matrix adhesion; protein phosphorylation. Bases 1 to 1359 code for a protein of 452 amino acids. The transcript is spliced from 12 exons.
AUGGACGACAUCUUCACGCAGUGCCGCGAGGGCAACGCCGUGGCCGUGCGCCUGUGGCUGGACAACACGGAGAACGACCUCAACCAGGGGGAUGACCACGGCUUCAGCCCGCUGCACUGGGCCUGCCGCGAGGGCCGCUCCAACGUGGUCGACAUGCUGAUCAUGCGGGGGGCGCGCAUCAACGUCAUGAACCGGGGCGACGACACCCCCCUGCACCUGGCGGCCAGCCACGGCCACCGCGACAUCGUGCAGAAGCUGAUCCAGUUCAAGGCCGACAUCAACGCGGUGAACGAGCACGGGAACACGCCGCUGCACUACGCCUGCUUCUGGGGCCACGAGCAGGUGGCCGAGGACCUGGUGAGCAGCGGGGCCCUGGUCAGCAUCUCCAACAAGUACGGCGAGAUGCCCCUGGACAAGGCCAAGGUCCCGCUCCGAGAGGCUCUCAAAGAGCGGGCUGAGAAGCUGGGCCAGAGCCUGACCAAGAUCCCCUACAAGGACACCUUCUGGAAGGGCACAACCCGCACCCGGCCACGAAAUGGGACCCUGAACAAACUGGCCGGCAUCGACUUCAAGCAGCUGAACCUGGGCCACAAACUCAACGAGAACCACUCUGGAGAGCUGUGGAGGGGGCGCUGGCAGGGCAAUGACAUCGUCAUCAAGGUGCUGAAGAUUCGGGACUGGACGACUCGGAAGAGCCGCGACUUCAACGAGGAGUACCCCAAGCUCCGGAUCUUCUCACACCCCAACGUGCUGCCCGUGCUGGGUGCCUGCCAGGCGCCACCCGCGCCCCACCCCAUCAUCAUCACACACUGGAUGCCCUACGGAUCCCUCUACAACGUGCUGCACGAGGGCACGAACUUCGUGGUGGACCAGAUGCAGGCUGUGAAGUUUGCGCUGGACAUUGCGCGGGGCAUGGCCUUCCUGCACACGCUGGAGCCCCUCAUCCCCCGGCACCACCUCAACAGCCGCAGCGUCAUGAUCGACGAGGACAUGACGGCGCGGAUCAGCAUGGCCGACGCCAAGUUCUCCUUCCAGUGCCCCGGCAGGAUGUACGCCCCAGCAUGGGUGGCGCCGGAGGCGCUGCAGAAGAAGCCCGAGGAGAUCAACCGGCGCUCGGCCGACAUGUGGAGCUUCGCGGUGCUCCUCUGGGAGCUGGUGACGCGCGAGGUGCCCUUUGCUGACCUCUCCAACAUGGAGAUUGGCAUGAAGGUGGCGCUGGAGGGGUUGCGCCCGACCAUCCCUCCCGGCAUCUCGCCGCACGUCUGCAAGCUGAUGAGGAUCUGCAUGAACGAGGACCCGGCCAAGCGCCCCAAGUUUGACAUGAUUGUGCCCAUCCUGGAGAAGAUGCAGGACAAGUAGCCCCCGCGCCCACCCAGCUGCCGCCACCAGCUUCCCCCACCGCCCCCAAGUGCCUUCGGGAGGCGCCAGGGCCCCCACCCGAGCCGGCCACGGACACACGGUACAGACGACGCUGCCGCCUCUGCUCCAGGCACCGCAAUGCCCCCUCACCCCUGCCGCAACCGGCACUGCCCCAAGCAGUGAUGGGUGCAGGCUGGGUAGGGGCCUGGCUCUGGGCAGCCCUGGACACAGGGUGAGGCCGGGCUCUGUCGGCCACUGGACGUGGAGCCCCAGGCCCAGGCUGAUCUCCACUCUCCGCAGCCCUUGCCCUGUGCUCCCCAGGACCUACCCCUCCCACCAGCCUCUCCCCCCUGGCAGGGAGGGAGGUUUGGGGCUGGCCUGCCCACGGCCAGCACCACCCUGGCUUUGCGCUUCACUUUGUCAUGGUUUCCAUCCAGGCUCCAUGGGAAAACUGCCAGCGUCUGAAUAAAUCUUUGUUACAAAAGCA